Diutina rugosa is the source of this 510-nucleotide messenger RNA. RefSeq lists its product as uncharacterized. The record is from RefSeq and is a predicted model, not a curated record. Lineage: Eukaryota; Fungi; Ascomycota; Pichiomycetes; Serinales; Debaryomycetaceae. Gene Ontology annotation, molecular function: zinc ion binding; protein-folding chaperone binding. The transcript has a single exon. Gene Ontology annotation, cellular component: mitochondrion. Bases 1 to 510 code for a protein of 169 amino acids. Gene Ontology annotation, biological process: protein import into mitochondrial matrix; protein stabilization; protein folding.
AUGUUAUCCACUGGUUUCAGAUCCUUGCUUGUUGCUGGUGCUCGUAUGCUGAGAGUGUCAGCUGUCCGUACAGUGCCGGUGGCCCUCACUAGACGCCAUCAGUGGCGCCCUGUGCUCAGCCAACGGUUCCAGCUGGGCACCACGGCGCUGAUCCAGGGAGAGAAGCCUCAGCUCAUGAUUGCCUUUACCUGCAAAAAGUGCAAUAACCGCUCGUCACACUUAUUUUCCAAACAAGCGUACCUCACUGGAUCAGUGAUGAUUGAGUGUCCCGGGUGCCACGCCCACCACUUGAUUGCUGAUCACUUGGGGAUCUUCAAAGAUAAUAAGUUUGACUUGCAAAAGUAUUUGCAGGAUAAGGGUGAGAAUGUGGGAGGUUUGGGGGACUUGGUAUUUGAAGAUAUCCCUGAGGAUAUGAGAGGCACUCUUGGUCGCUACGCUAAGGAUGCUCCUGAAGAGUACCAGGAUGCUGAAGAGUCUAACCACGAACUUCCUCCUGCUAAAGAUAAGUAG